AUGUCUUCGGGUGUGGUUCGCUCAACCGCCCUCAGGGCUGGCGGUGCUUGUGUUCGCUGCCGCAAAGGCAAAACCAAGUGCGUCUACGAAAAUGGUCGCGCGCCUUGCAAGAACUGCGCAAAGGGAAUGCACGAAUGCUAUCUCCCAUCCGAGAGCAUGGCUCAUCAUCACGGCCAAAGCCCUGCUCGUCACGCAAAUGCCCAUCGCCCAGCGCGAGACUCUCUCCCGGCCUCCGGCGCCGGCGCCUCUGAUGCCAGACAGCCCGUGGUGGGCUCUGGUGCCGCCAGACAUGUGCAGGUCACCCCCGAGAAGCUUACCCCAGAACUCAUCGCCGAGUGCGAGAGAGUGGUUUCCAAGACGUUCCCAGCUUGUGUGGCCUUUCAUAAGCCCACGUUCGUGCAACAAUUGAAGAAUGCCACCUUGGAGUCGACACUUGUCUACGGUCUAUUGACAUGUGCUGCCCGAAGCUCACCAACACUAAUUCGCCGAUAUGGCAACCCAACUCAUGCGGCAGAGACAUUUGCCUCUAAGGCCAUUGCGCUCAUCAAUCAAAACUUGGACCACCCGAAUCUAGCCGAUAUCCAAGCCCUCUGCCUAAUCAUUAUACACGAAUGGGGAACGAGAAAUGCAGUGCGCGCUUACAUCUACCUCGGCCAGGCGGCCCGCAUGCUCCAGAUGUAUCGCAUUCUCAACAGUCAUCACGCCGGCGAUCACGCGGAUCAGUUCCUGCGCGAUGAGUCUCUUCGACGCACCUUAUGGCUCGUUUAUAUCCUUGACUGCCUCUUGACCAGUACCCCCGGUCGUUUUGCGGCCCUUGCAGUGCAGGACACGUCAGAUGUAUCGCUCCCUUGCUCUGACAUCAAUUUCGCCUUUGGCAAUGCAGUCUACGUCAAGACCUUGCCCCAGUAUCUCGGCCACAGUGCUCUAUCCCCAAGCCACGGCUCUGGUGGUGAGAUUGGCGAAUUCGGAUACAUUGUUCUCGCUUCCACCAUUUGGCGAGAUGCUGUGGGUAUGCUGACCGCUACUACAUUGCAGAAUUUCCGAGAUGAGGAUUGUGGCGAUCUCUUUGCCAAAAUCGAGGGUCUUCGUGCCUCGCUUCCGAUGCAGCUUGUGGACAAGCCUGGCCAAAUCAACCUGCACAUGACGAUGGGCUCUGGAUAUACUUUCGCUAUGCUGCACUGUCUACUGCAUUGCGCCACAGUCUUUGUCCAUCGGCGACGUCUUUUGCAGGACGUUAUAUCGCCAAGUUUCAACUUGGAGUCGUUCAGAAUGAACCCAAGGUGCCAUGAUGUUGUCGACCGCCUUUUCACCUCUUGUCACGGGACGAUUUCUCUUCUCAAUGCUGUUGAGGCUGGUUCAGAGAAAGAUCACCCAACCUGUUUCCCCAUUGUGAUGCUGUUUUCUGCAUUCACAGCCAGCGCUACCGUCGCUUAUCUAUCCCUCAAGGGACUUACGCCCCCAAAUGCUGUUGAGACAGCCGCUCACAUCGUGAAGGAUGGACUGAAGUUCAUGCAUGAAGGCACCGAAAACUGGCCUCUGAUGUCAAGUUGGCUUAGGCAUCUUACUGUCAUGCAGCGGGUUCUCAACAACGAUGCUGCUGCCGCUGCUGGUACCGCCAUUCCUCCAACUGCAAGACACGGUUCUGGCUCGCACCAGUCUACUACCUCAGGCCACAAAGAUGAAAUUUCUUCCAAUGCUGACACUAAUCCUGAUGCGAUGGAGUAUGAUCACCAAACCGGUGGCCCGGGAGCUGCCCAUCAUGGAUCCGCUCCUCGCUCGGUGUCCGAGUCUGCUCGAGGGGACAGCGAACCACCAGCUGUCGCUCUUCCUCGACGAGGUGUCACGACAAUAAACGGUGGCUCUGGUAGUGUUCCGACGUCCUCUAUUACAACCUCGCCUCCUCCCGGAGCGCCGCAGGCCGCAAUGCAGGCGCUAGACGUCAAGCAGCAGAGCCCUGACGUAGUGUCGAAUGGCGCGACAACAACUCAAGACGGGCAGACCACGAGUCAGGAUAUGACGGCCCCGGAACUGUGUCAAGCAUUCGAGCGACAGCUUCUCGAUCUGGAUGAUCUUGCUGCAUUCAUGGGCGGCGGCGUUUGA
Pochonia chlamydosporia 170 is the source of this 2100-nucleotide messenger RNA. RefSeq names its product chitinase precursor. Gene Ontology annotation, biological process: regulation of DNA-templated transcription; DNA-templated transcription. Gene Ontology annotation, molecular function: zinc ion binding; DNA binding; DNA-binding transcription factor activity, RNA polymerase II-specific. The record is from RefSeq and is a predicted model, not a curated record. Gene Ontology annotation, cellular component: nucleus. Bases 1 to 2100 code for a protein of 699 amino acids. The transcript is spliced from 3 exons. Lineage: Eukaryota; Fungi; Ascomycota; Sordariomycetes; Hypocreales; Clavicipitaceae.